GAGCACGGUCACAUGCCGGCGGCACCAACAUCACAGACCUAUUCAAUUCAGUUUCUUCUCGCGCGCCCGUCGCGCUCAACGUAUUGAGUGAAUUCCAAGCUGAAUACACGGACUGAAUUUUUGUUCCAGAACAAAAGGAGGCAGUGUAGUCCACCAAGAUGGGGGCGAUGUUCCGGAGCGAAGAGAUGGCUCUGUGCCAGCUCUUCAUUCAGCCCGAGGCGGCGUACACCUCCGUCUCAGAGCUGGGCGAAGCAGGCAGCGUGCAGUUUAGAGAUCUAAAUGCCGAGGUGAACGCUUUCCAACGUAAAUUCGUGAACGAAGUGCGUCGUUGCGAUGAGAUGGAACGCAAGCUGCGGUACAUCGAAGCGGAGGUGCAUAAGGACAAAGUGCCAGUGCCGCAGGUCAAGGAUAUGCCCCGUGCGCCCAACCCUAGAGAGAUCAUUGAUUUGGAGGCGCACUUGGAAAAGACCGAAAAUGAAAUCCUAGAACUUUCGCAUAACGCCAUCAACUUGAAACAAAAUUAUUUAGAGUUGACCGAAUUGAAACAUGUCCUCGAAAAAACCGAAGCUUUUUUUGCUGCCCAAGAGGAAAUUGGAAUGGAUUCCCUGACCAAGUCGCUGAUAUCGGAUGAAGCUGGCCAGCAAGCCGCCACACGGGGUCGUUUGGGCUUCGUGGCUGGCGUGGUCCAGCGCGAGCGAGUGCCGGCCUUCGAACGAAUGCUGUGGCGUAUUUCACGAGGAAACGUGUUCCUGCGCCGCGCCGAGCUUGAUAAGCCUCUUGAAGAUCCCAACACUGGUAAUGAGAUCUACAAGACGGUUUUUGUCGCGUUCUUCCAAGGAGAACAACUCAAGUCUCGGAUCAAGAAGGUGUGCUCCGGCUUCCACGCGUCGCUGUACCCGUGCCCGCCCUCCAACACCGAGCGACAGGACAUGGUCAAGGGAGUCCGCACUCGUCUCGAGGAUCUCAACAUGGUGCUAAACCAAACUCGUGACCACAGACAGCGCGUGCUGAUGAGCGUGGCGAAGGAGCUGGCGAGCUGGUCCAUCAUGGUGCGCAAGAUGAAGGCCAUCUACCACACCCUUAACUUGUUCAACAUGGACGUCACCAAGAAGUGCCUCAUCGGCGAGUGCUGGGUGCCCACUGCGGACUUGCCCAACGUGCAGAAGGCUUUGGCGGACGGAUCUAACGCUUGCGGAAGCUCAAUCCCAUCUUUUCUGAACUGCAUCGAAUCCGACGAGGUCCCGCCCACGUUCAACCGCACCAACCGCUUCACGCGCGGCUUCCAAAACCUUAUCGACGCUUACGGUGUGGCUUCCUACAGGGAAUGCAAUCCAGCACUCUACACCAUAAUAACAUUCCCGUUCCUAUUCGCUGUGAUGUUCGGAGACUUGGGCCACGGCUUGAUCAUGGCUCUUUUCGGCUUCUGGAUGGUCAUCAAAGAGAAGUCGCUCUCCGCUAAGAAAUCCACCAACGAAAUCUGGAACAUUUUCUUCGCCGGCCGCUACAUCAUUUUACUCAUGGGUUGUUUCUCCAUGUACACUGGACUCGUGUAUAACGAUAUAUUCUCCAAAUCGAUGAACAUCUUCCAAUCGUCGUGGUUCUCUCCAUACGAUGACCACACUCUAGAAAGUAAUAAAGCCUUCACCCUGGAUCCUAAAGACUCGUAUAUUGACACGCCGUACUUCAUCGGUAUUGAUCCGAUUUGGCAGACUGCCGAAAACAAAAUCAUUUUCUUGAACUCAUACAAAAUGAAACUGUCCAUCAUUUUUGGCGUCGUCCAUAUGAUCUUUGGCGUCUGUAUGAGUGUCGUUAAUUACAACUUCUUCAAGCGUCGCUAUUCGAUUUUGCUGGAGUUUCUGCCACAAGUGGUGUUCCUGCUCCUGCUCUUCUUAUACAUGGUGUUCAUGAUGUUCUUCAAGUGGGUUGCCUACAGCACUUUCUCUACAGAACAAGCGUACACGCAAGGCUGCGCGCCGUCCGUGCUAAUCCUCUUCAUCAACAUGAUGCUGUUCUCAAGUACUGCGCCGGAGGAGGGCUGCAAUGAGUUCAUGUUCGAAGGCCAGGGCACCAUUCAGCGCGUGUUCGUACUCAUCGCGCUCUGCUGUAUACCUGUCAUGCUUCUGGGCAAGCCCUUAUAUCUUCUGGCGGCUAAGAAGAAACAAGUUAAGCCUGAGCAAUCUAACGGUAACGUGAACCAGGGUAUCGAACUGCAAGAACAGACCGACAUCGGCGACGCGCAGCCCAAGCCUCAGCCGGCGUCUUCCGGCGGCCACGACCACGACGAUGAGCCCUUCAGCGAGAUCAUGAUCCACCAAGGCAUCCACACGAUAGAAUACGUGCUCAGCACCAUCUCCCACACGGCCUCCUACCUUCGGUUGUGGGCCUUAUCUCUUGCUCACGCAGAGUUAUCGGAAGUGCUGUGGAGCAUGGUGCUGAGCUUUGGGCUCAAAGACCACGACUACGUGGGCGCCAUCAAACUGUACGUGGCGUUCUUCUUCUGGGCCUUCUUCACGCUCGCCAUUCUCGUCAUGAUGGAGGGCCUCUCUGCGUUCUUGCACACAUUGCGUUUGCAUUGGGUGGAGUUCAUGAGUAAAUUCUACGCCGGUCUGGGUUACAUCUUCCAGCCAUUCUGCUUCAAGACAAUCCUCGAACAAGAGGAUGACGAAUAAAUUCAUUAUAAGUAAUUACAUAUUAAAAAUCUAACGUAGAUUGCAACAGUAUUGGCAUAUGAUUUGUAUGCAAAAUAGGUGCAAAGGUCACAAUAUGCAAUUAUGCAUAGUCGUUAAAUAAAUAUUUGUGCAUUUU
Molecule: messenger RNA, 2805 nt
Organism: Maniola jurtina (meadow brown)
Lineage: Eukaryota; Metazoa; Arthropoda; Insecta; Lepidoptera; Nymphalidae
Gene: Vha100-2
Product: V-type proton ATPase 116 kDa subunit a1
Exons: 15
Coding region: 159-2669 (836 amino acids)
Biological process (GO): vacuolar acidification; proton transmembrane transport
Cellular component (GO): vacuolar proton-transporting V-type ATPase complex; vacuolar proton-transporting V-type ATPase, V0 domain; plasma membrane
Molecular function (GO): proton-transporting ATPase activity, rotational mechanism; ATPase binding
Source: RefSeq, a predicted model, not a curated record